Rana temporaria (common frog) is the source of this 1848-nucleotide messenger RNA. RefSeq names its product major facilitator superfamily domain-containing protein 1-like. The transcript is spliced from 14 exons. Bases 90 to 1529 code for a protein of 479 amino acids. Gene Ontology annotation, biological process: transmembrane transport. Lineage: Eukaryota; Metazoa; Chordata; Amphibia; Anura; Ranidae. The record is from RefSeq and is a predicted model, not a curated record. Gene Ontology annotation, molecular function: transmembrane transporter activity.
CAUAGGAGGGCGGAGUCAGGGAGUAGCCGCCUGUCUGUGUGUUAUUAUAGGCCGGGCAUUGUGCUGGGAUCAGGGAGGACGGAGAAGCCAUGGCCGUACCAGCAGAGAGAGGAUAUUACCGCUUUGUGGUUCUUUUUUUCAACUGCAUGCUCACCUUUGGCUCCUAUUUCUGCUUUGACAUUCCCAGUGUUCUGCAGGACCAAUUCCAAGGGAACCUGACAUGUAAUGGUAGUCAGCCAAAUGGCACGCACCAUAAUGGCAGCACUGGGUGUGUGGAGGGGCUGGGCAUGACUCCAGAGCAGUAUAAUCUGCUGUAUGCUAUAUACGCUUGGACCAAUGCGUUGGUUGUGAUCAUGGCGGGGUUUCUCAUCGACAAGCUAGGGAACAGAUUUGGGCUUUUUCUCUUUUCCUUCCUGACUGUGCUGGGCUCCUCCAUUUUUGCGCUGGGAUCACACUUCAAAGGAACCCCCUACUUGCUGCCUCUGAUGUUAACCGGACGCUUGUUGUUUGGCUCUGGGAAUGGAUCACUGACAAUUGUACAGAAUCGUAUCACAGCCUUUUGGUUCAAAGGCAAAGAGCUGGCACUGGCCUUUGGUUUGACCCUGUCGUUCUCCCGCUUGGGUAGUGUUCUCAACUUCUUCCUCACCCAGAGGUUUGAAAAUCACUUUGGAAUCCAGUGGACACUUUGGGGAGGAACCAUUCUAUGUGUCCUGGGUUUCUCUUCCGCUGUCACUGUCAGUAUAUUAGAUAAAGUGGGCAUGAAACAGUUGGGUCUUGAUGGAACCAUCCAAGAAGCGUCCAAAAAAGUUCGAGUGCAGGACAUUCGGAAAUUACCACUACGAUACUGGCUGCUAGUCCUUACCAUUAUGUUCUUCUAUAAUGGGGUCUUUCCAUUUGUGGCAGAUGCCAGCAAAUUCAUUCAAGACAAAUACCCGGGAUACGACCAGCAGACAGCGUCCUAUAUUGCGGGAGCUGUAUAUGACAGCUCUCUGGUACUAUCUGCAAUUGUGGGGAUACUGAUUGACUAUGUGGGCAUGAGAGGGAUCCUUGCUGCCCUCUGUGCGGUCUUCACGUUGCCGGUUUUUGCUCUCCUGGCUUUUACCUUCGUCCCUCCGCUGGUCUCUACCUUGUGGCUCGGGGUGACAUAUUCCUUUGCUGCGGCCAGUAUGUGGCCCUCUAUCCCUCUCGUGGUCCCACAAGCAACCCUCGGAACAGCCAUGGGCCUGGCUACCUCUGUGCAGAUGAUUGGUAUUGGAAUUUCUAAUCUUAUUGUUGGCAGAAUCCUUGGAACUAAAUCCAGUGAAGCGAAGAUCCCAUUGUGGCGCUGGCAGCAGAUGAUGAUAUUCAUGUUGGCGAAUACCAUUGCUUGUAUAGUGGCUUCUGUGACCUUAAAUGUAGUGGAUAAGAAACAGGGAGGCACACUGAACAAGAUGUCAAAGAGAAGACCUCAGACGGAGGCCGAAUCUAGAGAUGAUGCUGACAGAACACCCAUCCUGAAUAAUGAGGAUGAUCGCAACUCUAUCAACUAAAUUUGAGUAUCCCCAAACCCAACGGGAAGGAAACCCGCGAUGGGAUAUAUACGAUGGUUGCUAUUGCAGAUAUCUCCUGAAAAUGCUAGUUCCCUAGAUUUAUGCUGACCCUGGUCUUCACUCUUUCAAGUCGCAGACUGGAAAAAAGUAUGGGUUUAAGGAUUGAAGCAUUGACGCUAAAAACAGACAAUUGGCAUUUGCAGAAGAGGACCAGCAAUGGCAGCCGGCAUCUUUUAUCACAUGACAGGUGCACUUUAAUGUCUUCCAUAGCUCCUUUCUAACCAACAAUGCAUAAAGCAAUGCAGUGAUGGUAUUACUC